Molecule: messenger RNA, 1353 nt
Organism: Xenopus laevis (African clawed frog)
Lineage: Eukaryota; Metazoa; Chordata; Amphibia; Anura; Pipidae
Gene: sdf2.S
Product: stromal cell derived factor 2 S homeolog
Exons: 3
Coding region: 252-914 (220 amino acids)
Cellular component (GO): protein-containing complex; extracellular region; endoplasmic reticulum
Source: RefSeq, a predicted model, not a curated record
GAACAGUAAUUCUCGUACAAAUCUCACCCUAAACAGCUUUGAGGCUGAGCCUUGCUGACACAGCUCCAGGCCGCCCUGGGCAGAGAGCAACAAGCCCACGGACUGGCAAGCGCUGGUAUUAAACGCAACACUGUCUCCAUUUCCGCAGUUACAGCUCCCCCUAUGUCUGUGCUAUUUUAUUCAUUUCGACUCUCUCGUUAGUACUUCCGGGACAGUCGGGUUGCGCUUCCGGUUGUCCCCUCAGCCGCUGAAUGAAGAUGACGAAGCCUCAGGAUGGAGCCGGCUCUCUCCUGCUGUUCAUCACUCCCUUGCUGCUGCCGGUGAGCAUUGCCUCUGAGCUGUCCGUGGUGACCUGCGGCUCGGUAGUCAAGUUGCUCAAUAUCAAGCACAACGUCCGCCUCCACUCGCAUGACGUUCGCUACGGCUCAGGCAGCGGGCAGCAGUCUGUGACAGGAGUCACAUCUGUAGACGACGGCAACAGUUACUGGCGUAUCCGUGGGCAAAGCUCCACUGUAUGUGAACGAGGAACGUUGAUCAAAUGUGGACAAUCUAUGCGCCUAACACAUGUCAACACAGGACGCAAUCUGCACAGUCAUCACUUCACUUCUCCUCUGUCUGGAAACCAGGAAGUCAGUGCAUUUGGGGAUGAUGGAGAAGGUGACAUCCUUGAUGACUGGACGGUCCUAUGUGAUGGAGAAUUCUGGCAAAGAGAUGGUGAAGUCCGACUCAGACACACAUCCACAAAUGUUUUCCUCUCUGUCACAGGGGAACAGUAUGGGAGGCCCAUUAAUGGCCAGAGGGAAGUUCACUGCAUGUCAUAUUCUAACCAAAACAGCUAUUGGAAAGUCAUGGAGGGCAUAUUCAUGAAGCCAAGUGAGCAGUCCCGGACUCAGAACGUUCAUACUGAACUAUGAUAUCACCCACAGACACUCCCGAUUCCCUUUCUUUAACCGUACAGUGUUGGGAUCACUCAGGAUAUUUCUCAGAUCCUGAAUAGUUACCUUAACCGUUAAGUUCAGAAAUAUUUUAAAUGUGGAUUCAAGGGCGAGGUUUGUAUUGUUGCCCAUUCUGAUGGUAUUGUUUUUAUGUCCAGAAAUGAGCUGAGGUUUAACACUGGGCAUGUCCCUGGGACAAAGUUAUUUUCAACAUUUUAUCUGCAACUGGUGGAUUUGAAUACAACAUUUUUAAAACAAAAAAAAACAAGUGUUUUACUAAAAAGAAGCAAGCAACUGGCUCACAGCUUUCUUAUGCUGAAACAUAACAUAUGGGUGGAUGAAGGACCAGCUUGUCAAUUGGUGCUGCCUGGUUUUUAUCUAAUAAAAACCUGAAGUUAUUUCUGAGGGUUUAAUUUGA